AUGCGACUGGUGUGUCCGAGCAGUGAAAAAAAGACACAUGGAUUGUGGCAAAUAACCAAAUGGGUGAGCGACCACAAUUGUCUAGGUGAUUUGAUGAGUAAUAACAAUGCUAGCCUUACAUCUGCAGUUAUUGCUAGACACAUAGUUCAUAGCAUUGAAGAUGAUCUUGGGUAUAAAGUUAAGAACAUAGUAAGUCAUAUUAAGGAAGUUCUGAAGGUGGAUGUUUCUUAUAAAAAGGUUUGGUACGGCAGACGUAAAGCUAUCGAACUUGUAUUUGAUUCUUGGGAUUCCAAUUUUGCUGAACUACCAAAAUAUGUUGAUGCACUUAUGCAGUCAAAUCAGGGAUCUGUGAUCAGGUGGUUACACCAUUCUGAUAGUACGGAUCAAAUGAAGACAUUCAAGUAUGUCUUCUGGGCUUUUGGACCGGCUAUUGAUGCAUUUCACAUGUGUCGACCGGUUAUAUGUGUUGAUGACACUCAUUUGCGUGGCGAAUAUAAAGGCAAAUUACUUGUUGCAGUUACGCAAGAUGCCAACAACCAAAUUAUUCCGAUAACUUAUGCCAUUGUCGACGAAGAUACUAUUUCCAGUUGGUCUUGGUUCAUGGAGCAAUUUAGAUACCAUGUGACCCGUGAUCGGUAUCCUAUUUGUGUCAUUUCAUAUCGGCAUAAUGGUAUCAUUCAUGCCAUGACACAUUUUGACUAUUGGCAAGAACCUUUGGCCUUUCAUAGAUUUUGCCUACGACAUGUUCGGAGUAACCUAAUGACUCACUUCAAAGGCCUGCACCUUAAAAGGUUGUGUUGGGCAAUGGGAAGAGCCAGACAAUUGCGCAAGUGA
This is a messenger RNA of Coffea arabica (coffee), 834 nucleotides long. RefSeq lists its product as uncharacterized. The record is from RefSeq and is a predicted model, not a curated record. NCBI's taxonomy places the organism in Eukaryota, Viridiplantae, Streptophyta, Magnoliopsida, Gentianales, Rubiaceae.